Messenger RNA from Peronospora farinosa, 615 nucleotides. Lineage: Eukaryota; Oomycota; Peronosporomycetes; Peronosporales; Peronosporaceae. The record is from the annotation of a GenBank genome assembly.
AUGGCUUCAACGACAAAGAAACUAAACCUAGCUGACCCGGAGAUUAAAAAACAGGCGUUAAAAAGUGUCGCCAUGACGAUUCCCAUUGUACCAUAUAAAGGCGUUGAUUUCUUUGAUAUUGGGGGUCUAUUAGCAAAUCCCGUCAACUUCCAACUGACGUUUGAUUUAUUUGUACAUAUUGUAACGCCUUUUAUCCAUCAAGUGGAUACCAUUGGAUGCUUUGAUGCCCGUGGGUUCCUCUUUGGUCCCUAUUUAGGUACCUUUUUUCAAAAACGUGUCUUUAUGCUGCGUAAACCUGAUAAAAUGCCGAAUAUAAGCGACACAAUUGACUAUUGUAAAGAAUAUCAAGGUGAUAAUACCACGGGUGGAGAUUCGUUAAGCAUUCAAACCUAUGCUGUCAAGAAAAAAGACCGUGUACUACUAGUAGAUGAUCUCCUGGCCACGGGUGGGACGUGUGAAGCCGGUAUUCGUCUCGUACAACAAGCAGGUGCUUCGGUAAUUGCGUCGAUCUUUGUCGUAGAGAUCAGUGAACUAAACGGUCGAGAACGUGCUAUCAAGGCAAGCACGGACAAAAAAGUUCGCAUCAUGUCAUUGCUUACGGAAAAGGACUUUUAG